Molecule: messenger RNA, 8116 nt
Organism: Pteronotus mesoamericanus
Lineage: Eukaryota; Metazoa; Chordata; Mammalia; Chiroptera; Mormoopidae
Gene: ATXN1L
Product: ataxin 1 like
Exons: 4
Coding region: 641-2707 (688 amino acids)
Biological process (GO): anatomical structure development; regulation of DNA-templated transcription
Cellular component (GO): nucleus
Molecular function (GO): RNA binding; protein binding
Source: RefSeq, a predicted model, not a curated record
CGUCCGAUUCGGGGGUGGGGGUGCUGGGUGUGGGGCGGCUCCGGGGCCGGGGAUGGCGGCGGCCGCGGUUGCGGCGGCUCCGGGACAAGCGGGAGGAGCCCGAAGAACACCGUGAGAUGGGCCGGCUCCCACGCCAGCCGGAAGGAUAUUGCUUCUUACUGCAGCUGCUCAGAAGCACCCCUGAAAGCUCAGAUCCAAAGAACUGGAGCCUGAUUGGAAGAAAUAGGUGACAAAGUUCAUAUGCAUUGAAGUGUUCAGACCAAAAAGAUACUUUAUGACAAUGGACAAAAGCAUGUAUGAAAGGUGACAACAAGAGAAAGGGGAGAACUUUCUUACUAAUUAUACAGACCUAAGAUAGUAACAAACAGGCAUGUUUGGAGGAAUGGAAUCAAAAUUUUAGGAAGUGGUGCCUAAAGCAGACCUACUGUGGAAAAGGAACCAUUGACAAAGCAAAAGGAAAAAAGGGAAUGAGUGAAGAAGGCAAAUUGAAGGUGGUCAAUGAGAAGAAAAGAAGUCUACGUGAGAUGUGGGCGCCCCAGCCAGCAGCAGAGAGGGUUCAGGGGAGCCACAGAGAAGCCCCUUCUGAUGCCCCAAGGAGCAAGCCAACCCCUUCCAGGCUCCAGGAACACCACAGAGCAAUAUGAAACCUGUUCAUGAGAGGAGUCAGGAAUGCCUUCCACCAAAGAAACGAGACCUCCCCGUGACCAGCGAGGAUAUGGGGAGAACUACCAGCUGCUCAACUAACCACACACCCUCCAGUGAUGUCUCUGAAUGGUCCCGAGGGCUUGUGGUGGCAGGACAGAGCCAGGCAGGAGCCAGAGUCAGCCUGGGGGGUGAUGGAGCCGAGGCCAUCACUGGUCUGACGGUGGACCAGUAUGGCAUGCUGUAUAAGGUGGCUGUGCCGCCUGCCACCUUCUCCCCGACUGGCCUCCCAUCUGUGGUGAACAUGAGCCCCUUGCCCCCCACAUUUAACGUAGCAUCUUCAUUGAUUCAACAUCCAGGAAUCCACUAUCCUCCAAUCCACUAUGCUCAGCUCCCAUCCACCUCCCUGCAGUUUAUUGGGUCUCCUUAUAGCCUUCCUUAUGCUGUGCCACCUAACUUCCUACCGAGUCCCCUCCUUUCCCCUUCUGCCAACCUUGCCACUUCCCAUCUUCCACACUUUGUGCCAUAUGCCUCGCUCCUGGCAGAAGGAGCCACUCCUCCUCCCCAGGCUUCGUCCCCGGCCCACUCAUUCAACAAAACCCCCUCUGCCACCUCCCCACCUGGGCAGUUGCCACAUCAUUCCAGUACUCAGCCGCUGGACCUUGCUCCAGGCCGGAUGCCCAUUUAUUAUCAGAUGUCCAGGCUACCUGCUGGGUACACCUUGCAUGAAACCCCUCCAACUUGUGCCAGCCCAGUUCUUACCCCUCAGGAGGGCCAGCCUGCUCUGGAAGCAGCCCCUGCCAAUGGACAGAGACAACAAGAGCGAAAUUUAGUAAGACGGGAAAGUGAAGCCCUUGACUCUCCCAACAGCAAGGGCAAUGGCCAGGGACUGGUGCCCAUGGUCGAAUGUGUGGUGGAUGGACAAUUGUUUUCAGGUUCUCAGACUGCACGGGUGGAGGUGGCGGUGCCGGCACACCGAGGGACCCCAGACACCGACCUCGAGGUCCAGCAGGUGGUUGGCACUUUAGCUUCUCAGGACUAUCGUGUGGUGGCAGCUCAGAGGAAAGAUGAGCCCAGCCCCCUCAACCUGUCCCAUCAUCCCCCUGACCAUCAGGGCGAGGGGCGAGGGUCAGCCCGGAACCCAGCAGAGAUGGCCGAGAAAAACCAGGCCCGAGGGUUCUACCCUCAAUCCCAUCAGGAACCAGUGAAACAUAGACCUUUACCCAAAGCAAUGGUUGUAGCCAAUGGCAACCUGGUGCCCACUGGAACUGACCCAGGCCUGCUGCCCAUGGGCUCGGAGAUCCUGCUAGCGUCAAGUGUGGACACGCAGGCCAGAGCCAUCUUCCCAGACAAGGAGCCAACGCCACCCCCCAUUACCUCCUCCCACUUGCCCUCCCAUUUCAUGAAAGGCGCCAUCAUCCAGCUGGCUACGGGGGAGCUGAAGCGGGUGGAGGACCUGCAGACCCAGGACUUUGUGCGCAGUGCCGAAGUGAGCGGGGGGCUGAAGAUUGACUCUAGCACAGUCGUGGACAUUCAGGAGAGCCAGUGGCCUGGAUUUGUCAUGCUGCAUUUCGUGGUUGGUGAGCAGCAGAGCAAAGUGAGCAUCGAGGUGCCCCCCGAGCACCCCUUUUUUGUAUAUGGUCAGGGUUGGUCCUCUUGCAGCCCUGGGCGGACUGCACAGCUCUUCUCUUUGCCCUGCCAUCGACUACAGGUGGGAGAUGUCUGCAUCUCUAUCAGUUUACAGAGCUUGAACAGUAACUCGGUUUCUCAGGCCAGCUGUGCCCCCCCCGGCCAGUUGGGCACCUCCCGUGAAAGGCCUGAGAGGACAGUCUUGGGACCCAGAGAGCAAUGUGACAGUGAGGGGAAGAGCCAGCCGUCAGGUGAGGGCUCCCAAAUGGUAGAGCCCUCGCAGCCAGAGCCUGGUGCUCAGGCCUGCUGGCCAGCUCCAAGCUUCCAAAGAUACAGCAUGCAAGGGGAGGAGGCACGGGCUGCGCUGCUCCGUCCCUCUUUCAUUCCGCAGGAGGUAAAGCUGUCCAUCGAAGGGCGUUCCAAUGCAGGAAAAUGAACCUCUCUCCCAAACCCGACGGGGGCUUUACUCCAGAGCUGGGCCCCACCGUGAGCAGGCAGAGGAUUUGCACAUGCCGAGCAAGGAAUGGCUCUCUUGGCAGUGAGAUCUGAGGGGGGUGGGGGGGAAGAGGAGGCAUGAAGGCAGCCUCCCAAGGCAGGGUCUGUUGCUCAUUACCCUGUGGCAUUCUUUCAGGACAGCCCCAGAGGAUGCUGUGAUGGGGAGCAGCAGGCCUGGGCCAAGGAAGGAAGGGGGUACAUGCAGGAUAAGAGACAUUCCAAAUAUCAGGGCCUCCCUGUUCUUUCCUCCCCAUCCCUAGCUCCUGCAAGGGGAAAGUCAGGCUUCGGGAGCAGGUGGCAGAGGGAGGGAGCAAAGAAAGAGCCAAAAAAGAUGAUACACAGCUUAUAGUAGCGGUUCAACUGUCUGAAGUUUUUUUUUUUUCUUUCUUUUUUGUGGUGGAAGGGCAGGAGCCCCAUGGUUGGAAUAAGAGGGUUCCCACCCAGAACUCUUCUUUUGAGAGCUGUGCACUUUAAAGGGUAAUUUUGUUACACAGAUGUCUGUGGCUGGUUUGUGGGGGAGGAGCAUUCAUCUACAGGACUCUGGUUGAUCCUGCUUCAGCCCUUUUCCAUUUCUCACCAUUCGUCCCACAAGCUUCUAGCACCGGGAGAGAAGCCCCUCCAGGGUUCAGAGUGAAGAACUGUUUUGGUGGGGACCGUCAGGGGACUUUGGGAGAAAGACCUUAUGGCCAGGCUGACCAGGCUCUGUGCGUGGCUUCUGGAAAGGAAGCUGACAUAACAAAGCUGCUCCUGCCCAGCAUGCCAGACCUGCUUCGAAAUUAUGCUGAAUCUAUAGUUGGUAAUGGUGACUUUUGAAAGAACCAGUGGACCCUUUCCCCAGGCCCUGCAUUCCUCUGUCUGUCUGUGUUGUGCCUAAGUGCCUGCGUGGCUCCUGUCCUGUUGCCCUAACCCCCUGCAUGGUUUUUUGACCUGGGCCUAAUUUGUAGCUGCUCUGUCUUUCCCCUUCUGCAAAAUUGGUUUUGUCCACUCUGACCAAGACCUCUAGUUUUUGGUGUGCUGGGGUCUUUCUGGUUUCCCUUUCAGUUACAGUCUCUGUUUCUAUAAACUCAGAAAGAAUCAUGUCCCCUCCUCUGCAGCUGAACAGUUUUGUGGAGAAACAAGAAGGGAAAUGUGCCCUGGGUCAGGGCAGACACACCUGGCUGGGGGGUGCCCAUCCUGGUGUUUGUAUACAGCUCCUCCCAUCUUAAUUCCCCUUCCUCUCCCAGCUGUCCCCUUCCACAGCCAGCUCUAAGGUUCUGGGAUAGUCUUGAUAACAUUUCAAUACCUUAAGUUGCCUAGAUUUUGUGGUGGAGUAUUCCUCUGCAAAGAGUAUUUUCAAUCUUAGUUGCAUUUGCUUCCCUAUGUCUUAAGCCCACAUUUUUUCCCCCCACAACUUUUAGCAUCAGCUCAGACUGUGGUAUUCUACUGGGUAUUGAGAAUUAGGCUCCCCCACCAGCUUUCAGGUGGGUGGGUGGGUUUUUUGUUUGUUUCUCAGGAGUCUUUAGACUCUUGAAGUAACUCAGGGUAUUGUCCACCCAACUCUGGUGAGGCUUCUCCCAGGGCAUGAUCCUGGCAUUUCCUUUAGAAAUGUGCUUGGACUGGCCAGCGCCUGGCCUGUCAUCAGGAGGCUCAAUCCUCUGAGGUUGAUCUCUGCUCUGUCAAAGACUUUAGGCAAGUCUUGUGACCUCUCACUCUCACUUCCUCCCCAGCUGCCAAAUGGGGAUAAAUAAUCUUACCUACCUCCUGGGGGGAGGGGGAGUCCUGAGAAUGGAGUCAUUCUUAGUGUUCAGGUGCUAAAGGUUGUUCUCCUAGGGAACAAAGUGGCUGAAACUGGCUUGUUUGUUACAAGUCCUACACUCCACUGUUUCAUUCCUUGAGAGCAGUUACCUGGCCAGCCAGCUUUUGGAGCCUCAUCCAAAGGAAGCUGCUGACCUGACUGCAAGUACUUAAGUCUUUGGUUCACCUCAGAACCAAACACCAACCCUGUCUGGUGAAUGAACACAGCCUUGUACUCAUUGGGGAUCUUGCCCUGUCUCCCAUUCUCUCUGAAUGCUGCUUGCUUUGGUUUCUUUCCCGCGGCGGGGGCCUGUGGAGCUGCGUUCUGAGGAAUCCUCACAGAUACGAUGGCCCUUAGAGAAGGCCUCCUCUCUGGCUGUUUUAUGAGCAACUCAUUCCUAGGGGUUAUUAUUUGCAUGGGUUUCUCAAAAACAUCCUUAUAGGAAGGCUCAUCAACUGAAUAUAGGGACAUGCACACAGUAGACACUCAAGAAGUGUCCACCAGGGACACGAACUGAGCUUCCUCCUUGUGGGAGCAAAUCUAUAUCUAACCAGAUACAGUUCAACUAGUUUAAAUCAAAUAACCCUCUAUGACCCAGUCUGGUCACUUCCACUUAAUCUUGGAAAGAGAAAGUCUUGUGCACCUUGGCAAGUCGGGUCCCAACCUGCCUGCUGCUGUUUCUCUUCUGCCUCUUGCUGGGAAAGCAAUGCCAGCAGCUCCCCUGAUACUGUGCCAUGCAUAUGUAAUAUAUUAAUACUUGAUUUUGCUGAGCUGCAGAAGUGUCUUUUGUAAAGUAUGGUCUCCCAGAAAAAGAAGCCGUGUGCUCUAAAUCAUCAUCAGAGCUGUGGCAUUCCCCUUGCCUUUUCCCUCUGGUUCAGUCUUUCUUCCAGGAAUGAAAAGUAAGAGUGACCUGUGGUGCAUUCUUCCUUAGAGGAAUUUCAUAAGUUUGCAAGAGACCUAAGAGUGGUUUUGAGAGAGUGAGCAUUUUAGUCGGAAGCUGUCAGCUUUUAGGGGAAUGGGCAAUUGAAGGAGGCCAGAACCAGUCCCUUGUCAGUGGUUGGCCAUUCCCAGAGCUUAGGGAUAGAAAGGAGGACUCCCAAUGUUAGCACUAAACAGAAAUAACAAUACCACUUUGAGAGUAGGGGAAGCAGGUAAAGGGUGGGUAAUACAUCCAUGUCUUGGGUCAUUGUUCCUAUCAAGGGUAGUGUGCAUGGGGGUGGGGAGGGUGGCAGCCUAGGGAAGCGGGGCUUGGAAGUUCAGAGCUGAGCACUCAUACCUAUGGGGAGGGGCCCCAGUGGAUCUGGACUGACCCUUCUACACUCUUGGUCCCAGUUGGUCAGAACACCAGGGCUUUGGUUUGUGCUGCUUUGCCACUGCUGCUGUCUGCUCACUGUCCUGCCUGCUGCCCUUUAUAGCUCCCUGUCCUUCCCUGUCUCUGGCCAUGUAGAUGAAAUCCAGGCAUCCUUUUCAUUCUCACCUGUGCAAGUGUUACUUUAUAGCAAAGUCAAGGGAAAUAGGAAUUGUAUGAGUUGCUGCUGGUGGGCGGGUGAAUCCAAAGGGAUAUGGUUUUAGUGCUUGUUGGGAGCCCUUGAGCUCCAGAUACCUGAGUGUCUUGAGGGAGAAACAAGCCGGUCCUACUAGUGGGUGUUUUGUGUGUAUUAAUGUCUUUCCUUUGUGGUAUCUUGUAUCCGUGUUUUUAAAAAUAAAUGACAGGGAACCAGGUUAGGGUAGUGUCAGCAUCCCAGGGAAGUUCAUCUGGCUCCAGUUAUGUGGAUUCUGGUCUGGGGUUGGGAAAGGGUUUGAAGUUUGACUGAAAUAGCCCCUCAGUGGGGUUUAGUUUUAUUUUUACCAGUGGGCAUCAUAGGAGAUGCACAGGUUGGUGGUAUUAUUUAAACUUGCAACAGGCAGGCAUAUUGAAGGGUUGAGUGAUCACACUGGAGAUGAAGUGUGGACAUGUGUUGACUGGGGAAGGGCCUGGGUCCAUUGAAGUAGAGAUAACCUGAUUAAUUGGCCAUGGGAGAUUAGGUCACAGUCUUAAAAGCAAAGUAAAUAGGGCAGAGGCCAAGUUUUAGGGAGACUUCUUGGCUUCCUAGAGCUAAGUUUACUAAACCACACUGAAGCUACAAUACUUUCCAGAUGGGAAAAAGUGUACACUACAGUUGAAGAGCUGAACUGUGCUGAGUUGGAUGUUGACCAGAAACCUAUUAGUCCUUUGCUGGGAAGCCUUCACUCUCCAAGCUUUCCUGGAGUAGAGAAGGCCUCCUAUAUUAUGCAAUAAUAAAAUAAGCAUGUGGGUCCUUGCAGCUGUCAGUUGCUCUUUCAACUCUAGGAUCAUUCUUUGGACCAGGAAGCCUUCUGGUCUGGGCCGAGGAUGACAUGGGCCCUUGAGAUGCUAGAGUUGACUGCGCUCUCUCCUCACCUGCAGACUAUGCACAGUGCCUGGGGCAGACGGAGGAAAGGGGGUGUGGUGAGCCCUGCUGAACCUCCCCAGCAGGAACAGUAGUAAUAAAUGCACUUUUCACACUAAGUUUUCUUUAUUAUUUCUGUUAAGCCUAGAUUCUCCCUCGGUAGAUUGCAAACUCAAAAGUCUGUGUGGUCCCAUUCUAACUGCAAAUGCACAGCAGUGAAGGUGGUCCCAAAUUGGGUUCCUGUCUGCAGUGUGUGUGUGGCAGCAGCCCACGUGCCUUUACCUAUUGUCAAACUUGCAAGCGUUUAUUUCUGUCUUUACGACUGUCAUGGGGACUGAGGUUCAUCAGAGAGAGCGUGAGCCGAUGAUGCAGUGGUUUUACACCCGCUCCCUGGACAGGGAGUUUGCACGUAGUUGUGAGAUGUGAGUGGUCAGUGCAUUGCUGGUAUUGCUGAAGGCAGGGUUCAUCUCUCAUUGGCUUGAUGCUCACAUUUGAGUCUUGUGUUGGGGGAGAGACUGACUGUUUUUGUGACAAACUUGAAGUAUUAAAAAUAAGGCUGUCCCCUACAAGCUCCUUAGUCACACAUAGGAUCCCUGUAGCCAAAACAGUCUAUGUUCCAGCUGCAGAGAGCAGACCGCUCUCAGCUUGCACAGCACCUUAGGGGAGGGAAACAUGGGUAGGGAAUGGGGUGGAGAAAGAAGGAUGGGAAUGUCAUCCAGUUGGUUUUAGGGUCCCGAGGAAUCGAGAAGGUUGGCACUGGGGAGGUCUGGAUGGAUCUGAUUGGUGUAGGAGUUCCCUGUAGAUAAAUUACUGACCCCCAACUACCAUCCCAAGUAUGUAAUGGCUGAAUUAAUAUGUAAUCAACUGCAUUGUAUCUAAAGCCUUAGAACUAGUCAGGUGCUCCCCCGACCCACACCAUUUCUUACCCUCUAAUCCUACCUGAUCUUUAACAAAGCAUUAAUAAUUCUAAGGAUAAUCUCUAUUUUGUUGUGCUUUUUUGUAACUGUUUUAAAUAAAUCAAUUUGUACUGUAUAUUUGUAUUUUUGUGAGAUCCUUUUUGCUGUUUUACCAUUUUAAGUCUCUGUACUUGGCUACACACAGAUUGUAUUUUUAUUGUUAAUGCUCUUCUUAUGGAUACCUGCAUUUAACUUGUGGACUAUGUAAACAA